AUGGGCGGGGGCGACUUCUGCAGUACGCACACGAAUGGCUAGCUACCUGCCUGCCUGUUUGCCUGAGACACACAGGCGGAUGCAUGGAAACUCUGUCUCUCUCUGUUUGUGCGUGUGGCCGGCAGUCGACAGGGAAAGUCAGUCAAGCCGCGGACGAGCACAUCCAUCCACACACUUAUCCACUCAUCGCUCUCUCUGUCUCUCUGUCUGUGUGUGUGUAGGCGGUCGCAGGUUCAACGCCGUCAUGAAGGAGGGUGCGCACAAGUCUCUAUGUAUAUGUGUGCGUGGGCCCUUUGCACACAAUACACACCUGCGCGUGUCGUGUGUGGGUGUGUGCGCAGGCACCUACAUGGUUAUGUACGAGAACACCGGUGCGCAUUGAGCGAACCCAUUCAUCCACAAAUCAGUGCUUUCCUGCCUGGGGGUCUCUCAGAUUUCUACGGCAACGACAUCAAGGGAUUCAACACAGACAGCGCGGCAUCGUGCGCGUACGCGUGCUUCAAACACCCCGGGUGCAAAGCAAUGUCAUGGGUCACUGACGGCCGGAAGAUCUGCCUGCUCAAGAGCAAACCUGCAACCAGAAAGUAAGUAUGAGAGGCAGAGGUAGAGACAGAGACAGAGACGCAGAGACACGUUCUUUCUGUGUCGAUCAAUCAGGGGACAUCGCCAUCGGUAUUCAGGCGAGAUUUCUUCCGCAUGCCCUUCCGGCAGAUUCUGCUGUAAGUACGCACAUUCUCAUCAACGUCGAUCGCCUCUCCGUGUGUCUGUGCCUGUUCCUGUGGCUUGCUUGUUUUGACGCGCGAACCCGCACAGACGAGAAGCAGGGUGAGGACGCCAAUGUACUCUCAUGCGUGAUGAAAAGAUCUCUCUCUCUCUCUCUCUUUUUCUCUCCGUCACAACUAAAGGAUUCGAGUCACCUCCCGAGUCACUGCCGCAGAACGCCCCACAAAUCCAGAGAUACGGUCGGUGAGAGUGAGGCAUGGACGCGCUCACGCACAAAGGCAUGCGUGGACGCAUUGAAUGGGCCUUUGUGUGACAGGCAAGGGGCCUUUCAUGGUUAUGUUCCAACGAAAGGGUCGGUGAGGCAUGCAGGGGUCCAGUCGUGGGUGGGCGUCUGGGUGACUGGAUACGCGGAUGUGAUGUCUGUGUGUAGAUUACUGGGGCAACGACAUCAAGAGCUUCCAUGCGCAGUCGAUGGAGGCCUGCGCCAAGGCGUGCUUCGAAACGAAGGGGUGCGGGGCUAUAGCGUGGAAUAUUGGCGGCCGCAACUGCUGGCUCAAGACUAAGGCGGCGAACUUCCGGUCGCUCAGUUGGCAUGUCCCCUGUGUAUCUGUUGUCAUCCUUAUGCGUGCUCUCUCUCUCUCUGCUAUCCGACGCCCAGCCACAACCACUGGCGCGCGUCGGGUUUCAUUUCGGACCUCUGCAAUAAAGGCGAUUUUUGCAUCGAGAAGGACCGUAAGCAGGCACACAGAGACGCAAUGAGCGCCUGUGGCCGGCCGGCCAUGUGUGUUUGGUUCUUGGUUGGCUGGAUGCAGCCGGCAAGAACAUCGCAUUGGGCAAGACGGCGUCGGCGAGCGGUUCGUGGCGCGGCACCACACCGAACUUCGGCAUCGAUGGUCAGGACUGUGUUCACCCCCCACCAACCCCACAGCUACAUCCACACAAACAGACGCACAAACAAGCAGACAUCCACACGUGCAGGCAAUUCUUUUGGGCGGCAUCCGGUGAUGCACAGUAGAACGGGAUGUGGCCCACACUGGUCAGUCAGUCAGUCAGUCAGUCGGCUCUUGGAUGCGACGCGAUGCGAUCGGUGUGUACGUCUGCCUGUCCGUCCGUCUUUGUAGGUGGCAGGUGGAUUUGGGCAAGGACUACCCCGUCGGCAAGAUCAUCGUAUAUAACCGAUACGAUUGCUGCGACAACAGGUAGAUAGCUAAGGACGUGACGUAGCUACACGCACAUUCGACAUACAUACUCUCUCUCUCUCUCUCUCUCUCUCGCUGACAUGCAGGGCUGACGGCAUUCAGUUCUGGAUCGGCGACAACCCCCGGACAAAGACAGGCAACGAAUUGUGCGGCACACUCAAAGGUCACCCAUAUGCCCUAUGGGACUGACCACACACCAGACACGUCACACAUCGUCAUGGCAUUGCAUGUUGAUCAGGCACCAAGUGGCUCUAUGUGCUGUGGUGUAACAUAACGGGCCGAUACGUCUACGUCGCACACACCAAACACUGCACACACAUCAACAUCGCCGAAGUAAUCAAGGCACCCAGCCCCGCCAAGCCAACACACACACACACACACACACGGACGGGACAGUGUGUGUGUCUCUCUCUGUGUGUGGGGUGGGCAUGUAGAUCCAGGUCUAUGAGCAACAACCGCUUCCUCCCGCGAAUUCGUUAUCACCUGAAAUGGACUUUUUCUCAGGUGAAAACAGACUUCAGCGUGCACUCAUGUGAUCGCUCUGCUCCUCCUUGGAGGUCUCACACAUCAGUGUAAUGAUAGUGAUUCUGCAAUGGGACGUGCCGCUAGAUAA
Vitrella brassicaformis is the source of this 2535-nucleotide messenger RNA. The record is from the annotation of a GenBank genome assembly. NCBI's taxonomy places the organism in Eukaryota, Vitrellaceae.